Vanderwaltozyma polyspora DSM 70294 is the source of this 237-nucleotide messenger RNA. RefSeq names its product ubiquinol--cytochrome-c reductase subunit 10 (gene QCR10). The coding region runs from base 1 to 237 and encodes 78 amino acids. NCBI's taxonomy places the organism in Eukaryota, Fungi, Ascomycota, Saccharomycetes, Saccharomycetales, Saccharomycetaceae. The record is from RefSeq and is a predicted model, not a curated record. The transcript has a single exon. Gene Ontology annotation, biological process: mitochondrial electron transport, ubiquinol to cytochrome c.
AUGGUUGCUUACGUUUCUCAAUUAGCUUUUAAGACUGUCCCACAUUUUGGUAAAAUAUCUACCAAGAACCUAGCAAGUUAUGCUCCAAAUUUAAUGUUAUGGGGUGGUGCUUGGGCAUCCUGUGUUGCUGUUUACACUUCAGGAUGGCCAAUUUUCCAAGAUACUUUUUACAAAAAAUUACCUUAUUUUGGUUCUUACUGGGUUAAGGAAGUUCUACCAGAAGAUAAACAAUACUAA